UGAAGAACAGUAGAGAAGUAAUCGGCGGAUAUAAUCCGUUUAAUUGGAAACAUGACCGAUGGAAAAGUUCGGAGGAUUUUUGGAGACCUGAUGCUAGAAGUUUCAUAUUCUCAUUUCCUAAUGGUGAAACAAAUAAUGUAAAUUUAAGUAGAAUCAAUCCAUUUUAUACUAAGUAUGCAAUGUUUAUUAAAAAAAAUGGCGGACCAGAAUUCGGAAAUCAAGAUUUCUGCAUGAACAAUCAGUUCGACUGGAAAACUGGUGUAAAAUGUAGGAAAACUUAUUAUUUAAAGAAAAUACGAGACAGUGAAGAAAGUUUUGCUGUGGAUGAAUAUGAAUUAUUUAAAUUGGUUAGAAA
Scutellospora calospora is the source of this 355-nucleotide messenger RNA. NCBI's taxonomy places the organism in Eukaryota, Fungi, Glomeromycota, Glomeromycetes, Diversisporales, Gigasporaceae. The record is from the annotation of a GenBank genome assembly.